UGUUUGAGUGGUAUUGUCAAAAAAUUAAUUAUUAAAAGAUUAUAGAAAAUUAUAUACAAUGCAAAAGUAAAAACAAAAACAUUUAAAUAUAAAUACAUGAACAUUAUUAAAUUAAAUUACUGGUAUCAAUAACACUGAAUUAAAGCACAAAGCAAUUAGUUGUUCUUCAAAGAUGCUUUCAACAAGGACCCCAAUAUCACAAGAAAACAAAUUAUGGCUAUCAUGGCAUGAUUCCGCUUUAAUUCCAAUUCUCAAUCCGACAAAUAUAAUGGAUUAUUUUUCUCAAAAAUCAAAUCCAUUCUAUGAUCGAAACUGCAAUAAUGAGACUUUAAUGAUGCAGCGUAUAAGUUUAGAUCAGUUGAAAAACAUGACUGGAGUAGAAUAUAUACUAUUACAUGUUCAUGAACCAAUUUUGUAUGUUGUUCGAAAGCAACAUCGACAUACUAUAAAUGACGCUACACCAUUGGCAGAUUAUUAUAUCAUUGCUGGCGUUGUUUACCAAGCCCCUGAUUUGGGGAAUGUUUUUAAUUCGAGAAUUCUUUCUUGUGUGACUCAUCUUCAAUCAGCGUUUGAAGAAGCUAGUCAAUAUUCCAGAUAUCAUCCAAAUAAAGGUUACACAUGGGAUUUUUCUUCUAAUAAAGCUUUAUCUGAAAAGUCUAAAGCAACGACGAAGAAAGAAUCUAAUACCACAAGAGAAGAGCCUGGAACUUUAUUUCAAAGACAACGAGUAGACAUGCUUCUGGGAGAUUUGCUUAGGAAAUUUCCGCCCCCUAUGCCACCUCAAAUUCAGCAGCAAGCUCAAGUGCAAAUAAAUCAACAACAGUCAGCUGCGAAUGCGAAUGCUGGAACUUCCUCCCAACAAAUUAAAACAGAACAGAAUCAGCAAAUAGACUCACAGACACAACUUCAACAAAUCAAACAGGAACCAGUUGAAAUGAAUGCGCAUCAUUCUAAUAAUCCCUCAGAUACAACUGCAAAUAUGCCAGAUCAAAAAAUCGACCCUUCUUUAAUGGAUAUGAAACCACCUCCAGAAAAGAAAAUGAAAAUUAACGAUAAGUUGCCAGUUAAUCCAAAUUGCCCGAUAGUUUCGAAGUUCAACGUAAUAUAGAGCAAUCUAACAAUACUCUUAUGCAAUAACUUUUACAACGCUGAUCUAUGAAACAUCUAAUCAUGAACAUUAUAAGCGACGAUUCCAACGAACUACAAGCCAAUUUGCCUAAAACAAAUAUGUAAUUAAUUAAGCUUAAAGCUUAUAGUUAAAAUAUGUAGGUAGGUGUUUACCAAAGUUGAAAACUCAAAUUAAAUUAUGAAGUUAUGCGAAUGAAUACUUACUAGCCACAUUAUUUUUAAAGCAGUUUCUUUUUUUUUAAUUUUUGCAUAAAGUACAUACAUA
Messenger RNA from Condylostylus longicornis, 1393 nucleotides. It is a transcript of the gene MED6, whose product is annotated as mediator of RNA polymerase II transcription subunit 6. Gene Ontology annotation, biological process: regulation of transcription by RNA polymerase II. The record is from RefSeq and is a predicted model, not a curated record. The transcript is spliced from 5 exons. Gene Ontology annotation, cellular component: mediator complex; core mediator complex. NCBI's taxonomy places the organism in Eukaryota, Metazoa, Arthropoda, Insecta, Diptera, Dolichopodidae. Gene Ontology annotation, molecular function: transcription coactivator activity. The coding region runs from base 173 to 1108 and encodes 311 amino acids.